This is a messenger RNA of Neolamprologus brichardi, 5895 nucleotides long. It is a transcript of the gene nedd4a, whose product is annotated as NEDD4 E3 ubiquitin protein ligase a. The record is from RefSeq and is a predicted model, not a curated record. Gene Ontology annotation, molecular function: protein binding; ubiquitin protein ligase activity; sodium channel inhibitor activity. Gene Ontology annotation, cellular component: cytoplasm. NCBI's taxonomy places the organism in Eukaryota, Metazoa, Chordata, Actinopteri, Cichliformes, Cichlidae. Gene Ontology annotation, biological process: receptor internalization; ubiquitin-dependent protein catabolic process; neuromuscular junction development.
GGUGCUCUUUUGCAUAUUUUCUUUGGCAUUUUUAUUGUGUGCUAGCUGAGCUUUGUCACCCAGUCCUCACUCUGAAGCAGAAUUAUGUUGAAAGUCAGUCCCUUUGAUUUCCUGUAAUUUAAUAGCAGUGGGUAAAAAUAUUUGUGGGGGCACAGAGCAGCAGAAACAUAAGAAGCAUAGCUGCAGCAGGAAGUGAAGUCUUGGGUGAGUGGCCUGAAGCAGAAGUAACAGUUGACCAGAGCUUUAGUCGAAGAUGCAGCGUGGACGACUGCCGCGUUGUGUUUUUUUUUGUUGUUGUUUUUUUUUUCCCCAAGGGAGUAAACAGGAGUGAGGUGGCAGCAGCAGAUGUGAGGUGUUAAACAUUUGUCAGAGGGUCCAGUUAACUAGCCCUGAACUAAGGCUAUGAAGCAGGUCCGCUUUUUCCUUCAACUCUCAGUGUUGCUUUCUGCUCCGCGGCCGUGUCUUUAAAGGGGGCUCAGCAGUGAGAUUAAUCUGUUUUCAAAGGUCAUCUGUUUGGGUCAUGCCUCCACACAGAACCACUGACCUCCCCUGACUAAAAGCCGUGGUCCGCCUGGAGAGGAAUGUAGGUUGUCACCAGAGCUAUUUUGGCAAUGCGCAGUCCCUAAUGAUUGUGAUCACAGAGCAGAGUUUGGAGCAGUUGCUUUGCUCUCCUUUUCCCAGCCAGCAAGUUUGAUCAUGCAGCUCCUGCUGGCGCUGCAGGGAUUAGAGAGUUAAACGAAUGGCACGUCGGCUCCGCUUGCAUUUUGCGUCAAGGAGAAGCAGCACGGACCCUCUGUCAGAAAGCCUCAGCAGCCAUGGUGAGGAAAGCGGAGUCAGUGUGUCAGCUCAAAGCCCCUCGGAGAGUCUGGCGCACAAUUCUGUCCACUUGAAGGUGACUCCUCUGUCACCAGAUUAUGCUUAUAAUCAAUACUCUUCAGUGUUCAUACCCAGGGUUAACACCGGAGGAUGUAAUAAGAAGAGAAUUCUACAGAUCUCACUCCAGCCCUGUGGAAAGCUCAGCGGAGAGGUGGAUGGCAGCGUAGAGGAUGGAGAACCAGGAGCUGGUGAAGGAGGAGGUGCGUGUGCGGGUUCUGACGGGGGUUCGUGCAGCAGCAGCAUGGCCAGCGAUGGCGGCUACUGUAGCAGUAACAGCAUCUUCGAGCCAGAGGCACCAGAAAAGCAUAAGACCACCCAAGAGAGGAGUCUACACUGCUGCAAGUCCAAGGUCCCCCUGAGGCGGUGCUCCUCCUUAGUUAUAUUCCCAAAGAGCCCCUGCAGCACCCCACCUGCUUCCCCAGUAAGUCCAGUGGCUUUUCCUGCGCUCCCUAUAGGGAAGGGCUCUAAUCAGUCAUCUCUUCAGACUUCUGUUAAUGGAUACUCACUGGCAGACGAGGAAGUGACUUCCAAAGGGUCCACCAACACGGCAGUAAGCGGCCAUCGCUUCCCAAAAGAAAGCUGUUCGGCUGAGUUCAGGGACACCAAACACAUGGUGCAGUUUAAUAUUCCCUUACAGGACGAACCAAAAUCUAAAACAGAGGACAUGAGCAAAAUAAAGGAAGUGUCAUCGUCUCUAGACAGAUCAAAUCGUCACUCCAGCAGCCUGUUGCUGCGCUUUGCCCACCAGAAACCAAUGAUAUCAGGAAAAGGAGCCACAACAACAGCUACAGUCAAUGUGGAAUAUCCCGAGGCUCAUUACCCAGCAGAGCACCCAGAGGGUGAUCGCGACUGCCACAAGAAACUUUAUCGUAGUACCUCUGCUUGUUUGUUCUCCUCAACUAAACCUUCUGAGAAAAACCUGAAAGCUUGUUCAUCAGGAAAAGGCCACCAGGAAAAACCCUGUCAUCACGCCAUACAGAGGAGCUUUUCCCUCGAGGUGCCUUACGCCAACACUGGAAUUUCAUGUCACGUUUCGAAUCCCAAACUCAGCAGCCCCUGCUCUCCACAUGUGCACAUUCAUUUGUCUCCUUGCUGCCCGGCUAAGUUGCCUACCUCUCUUCCUGAUAUAAACACAGGCAACAAAUGGAAUAAUACACCCAUAAGCUCAGGUCAAUGUGCCGAGACACGUGAUGACUUCCUGGGACAGGUGGAUAUCCCCUUAAAUCAAAUACCGACAGAAAAUCCUAACAAUGAAAGGCCAUACACAUUCAAGGAUUUUCUGCUUCACCCACGAAGUCACAAGUCCAGAGUUAAAGGUCAUCUGCGUCUAAAAAUGACCUACCUGCCAAAAAACCCAGGUUCAGAGGAGGAAACUGCAGAUCUGACUGAGGACAACGAUCCUGGUUGGGAGCUUCUAGAGACACAUGAUAUGUCAGGUCCCAGACAAAACCAGAUCCUGCCUCCUCUUCCUCCUGGCUGGGAGGAGAGGCAAGAUAAUCUUGGAAGGAUCUACUAUGUUAAUCAUGAAACCAGAACCACACAAUGGCAACGGCCCACCACGCAAGACGGCAAUUUGGAAGUUCAACGAAGACAGAACAGUAAUACGGAUGCGGCGCAUGUUUUCAUAACACGCAGACAGAUCUCAGAACAUGAGGAUAGCACGCAAGAGUCUCCAGAGAGCUGGGAGAUCAUUACAGAGGAUGAUUCCACCCAGUACCACAGUAGUAACCAGCUCAGAUCACCUUCACCCCGCACCCCAGUGGAAUUCCACUCACUGUGCGAUGAAAUGAGGAACGUUAACAUCGCUGCCGCAGCUGGCGAGCGGCGCCCCUCCCAGAUCGAUCACAGCAGUAAUUCAAGGCAUUCCAGUCGCAGAGGAAGUGCCCAGACCUCAACAGGAGAGGAACAUCCGGCUAAUCCUGUGCUGCUUCCAACCUCAACUGGGUUACCUCCAGGCUGGGAGGAAAAGCGAGAUAGUAAAGGAAGACGCUACUUUAUCAACCACAACAACCGAACCACUACAUGGACACGACCUCUCGUGCAGAGAACUUCAGAGGCAGCACCAGCACCAUCAGCACCAUCAGCAGCAGCAGCACCAUCAGCAGCACCAUCAGCAGCAGCGGCACAGAGUAGUGCAGGCUUAUCACAAAGCCCUACACCAUCCCAACUACUGGCAGCAACAGAGGAGUCUCCUCAGCACACUCCAAGCCCCGAGGCCACGCGAGAAUCUGGCUUCCUGCCGCUCGGUUGGGAAGUUCGCAGUGCACCCAAUGGAAGGCCGUUUUUCAUCGACCACAAUACCAAGACAACUACCUGGGAAGAUCCCAGGAUAAGGAUUCCUGUACAAAUGAGGAGGAGAUCCUCGCUUGAUCCUUCCGAUCUCGGCCCUCUGCCGCCUGGCUGGGAGGAGAGGGUCCACAGUGAUGGCAGGGUCUUCUACAUAGAUCACAACACAAAGAACACACAAUGGGAAGAUCCCAGAUUGCAGAACGCUGCUAUAACUGGACCAGCAGUGCCUUACUCUAGAGACUACAAACAGAAGUAUGACUACUUCAAGAAGAAGCUGAAGAAACCGGCGGACAUCCCAAACCGCUUUGAGAUGAAGCUGAAACGAAAUGCAGUGCUGGAGGACUCAUACCGACGCAUCCUCUCGGUCAAGAGGCCAGACCUGUUGAAGGCACGACUGUGGGUGGAGUUUGAUGGAGAAAAAGGACUGGACUACGGUGGCGUGGCCAGGGAGUGGUUCUUCCUAAUGUCCAAAGAGAUGUUCAACCCGUACUACGGGCUAUUCGAGUAUUCUGCCACGGACAACUACACACUGCAGAUUAACCCCAACUCAGGUUUAUGCAACGAGGACCACCUGACCUACUUCAAGUUCAUCGGUCGCGUGGCAGGCAUGGCUGUGUUUCACGGCAAACUCCUCGAUGCUUUCUUCAUUCGGCCCUUCUACAAGAUGAUGCUGGGGAAGCCAAUCACCCUCCAGGACAUGGAGUCUGUUGACGGUGAAUAUUUCAACUCCCUGAAGUGGAUUUUGGAGAACGACCCAACGGACUUGGACAUGAGGUUCACUAUUGAUGAAGAGCUGUUUGGACAGACUCACCAGCAUGACCUGAAACCCGAUGGCUCAGAGAUUGUCGUCACCAAUGAAAACAAGGAUGAAUACAUCCACCUGGUGAUUCAGUGGAGGUUUGUGAACAGAAUACAGAAGCAGAUGACUGCCUUCAAGGAGGGCUUCUUUGAGUUGGUACCGCAAGAUCUGAUCAAGAUCUUUGAUGAGAAUGAGCUCGAGCUGCUCAUGUGUGGUCUUGGAGAUGUGGACGUGAACGACUGGAGAGCGAACACAAAGUAUAAGAACGGCUACUGCUCCAACCACGUGGUUAUCCUGUGGUUUUGGAAGGCGGUGCUGCUGAUGGAUGCAGAAAAGCGAAUCCGGCUCUUACAGUUUGUGACGGGGACAUCCAGGGUCCCGAUGAAUGGCUUUGCUGAACUCUAUGGCUCUAAUGGACCGCAGCUCUUCACCAUCGAGCUUUGGGGAACACGUGAAAAACUUCCCAGAGCCCACACAUGCUUUAAUCGGCUGGACCUUCCUCCGUACGAGUCCUUUGAGGAACUGAGGGAGAAGCUUAACAUCGCUAUAGAGAAUGCACAAGGCUUCGACGGGGUGGAUUAGUGCAUACGUGGGAAAUGAGCUGAACUGACAUUGCUGUCAUUGGAGUAAAGCAAAGCUGCGUGAUGCCCCUGGGGAAAAAAAAACAACAACAACAACAAAAAAGCUGUGUAUCAGACUCAGGUCUGAUACAACCUGCUGGCUGUGAAGAUUGAGAGCAACAAGACUCACAUGAGUCCUCUGUCGGGGCCCAGCUGAAGAAAAGACAUGAAAUCUGGAGUGAUGGAGGUGUUUUUACGUCACCCUGCGUGUUGUAAAGUUUACAAAUCAGGUUAUCCUAGUAUUUAAUUCUCUGAUGCAAGUCGCUCAAAGCUGUAUUCACUCUUAUUUGUUCUGCGAAAAUGCUCAUAUAUUUAAAUAACUUGAUUCUGUGAAGCGAUAAGAGUAUCUGAAUGUGAAUAACAGCUGUACAGUUUAUGAUAAAAACCUACAUUUUAAAAAUGGACGUUUGAUAUAGUUUUACUCACUUUUUGCCCAGCCAGAUGCAUAAAGACAGAUGUGUACACACAUCCUUUCAGUCAGAUUGUCCUCUCUUAAUAACAUCAGUGUUUGAAACUGUAAAUACAUAAACAAGUCUUUCCACUGCAUCUUUAGACAUGAAUGGAUGUAACCACUCUUUUUUUUGUUUUGGGGUUUUUUGGGGGGGGGGUUGUUAAUGAAACCACUGUUUGCACCUCAGGUUAUUUAAUUUGGCCAUUAAAAGAGGGUAGUUGUACCAAAUGUGAAACUGAGGAACUGAACAGAGAUGGCAGGGGAAGAGCAGGGAUAAGGAAAUGUUUUAUGUGAUGGACCCAUUUGUGGAAUCAAAAGCUGCAAGAAAAUCUGCAUCAGAAGAAAGGUGAAAGUUCAGAGGGAAAAAAAAUCCCGGCCGAGUUCUAGAAACAAGAAAGCUCAUCUGUUUGUACGUUACGCACUGCCUUAGUUAUUAAUAAUAGUAGUAGGUGUUUAAUGUUAGUAAGUCAUUUCCACUUCAUCAGGCCCAAUUUUCUCUAUAAAAACAUGUGAAUGAAUAGUCUGAAUUACGCCUGAGGUGCACACAAAACUCACUGCGCAUUCUUUCUUUGUGCGUGCUUGUUUAUACAGUCGUGUUAAGCUCAUUUUGGGUCUUAUGUUGUCACUUUAUUACGUGCAGGUCCUUCAUGCUUGGUGUAAAAACUAUUGCACUCUGGCAAAGGCAAGAAUUUAAUGCUUAAAAAAAAAAGCCAUGCUCGCCACUUAAUUUGUCUUCAUUGCUGUUAAACACUAAUUGGAUGUUUCUGUUCAGCAGUUUAAAAUGUCCUUAAACAACAAAAAAGAUUAAACUUUUUUUUUCAUUUAGUUUCUUUUCAUUUAUUUAUUUUACUUUUUUUCCA